Plenodomus lingam JN3 is the source of this 420-nucleotide messenger RNA. The record is from RefSeq and is a predicted model, not a curated record. NCBI's taxonomy places the organism in Eukaryota, Fungi, Ascomycota, Dothideomycetes, Pleosporales, Leptosphaeriaceae.
AUGUCGUUUCCGCGCCUUGCAGACUUGCCCCAAGGUCAUCUCCAUACUCCGCAAUCCGCAGUAACACACGGCAGUCGGCACCCUAUUGCCGUCCCCAUCACCUGCGAAUCGGCUCUUUUUGGCUCUGUUCAGGCCGACACCGUUGAGCGAGUAUUGCGUGCUAUCGACCUGCAUCUGCUGCACUCUACCCAAACGAGGCGGCCUUCAUCGGUGAAAGACGUCGUGGGCAUGCUGAAGCUACGUAGACAUGGACUUACUACUCCUCGAAAAGCUGAUCAGUCGCACCCUAACGUCCUAUCCUCAUCCAUGGCGGGAGACAGGCAGUCCGUCGCAAUUGGGGGAACGAGUAGGCACAAGUCCAGCCCGGACGAGACUAGCAUGGCUGCGGGGUGCGUGGAUCAGAAUCCAGAUGGCUCUUAG